This is a messenger RNA of Didymodactylos carnosus, 774 nucleotides long. The record is from the annotation of a GenBank genome assembly. NCBI's taxonomy places the organism in Eukaryota, Metazoa, Rotifera, Eurotatoria, Philodinida, Philodinidae.
AUGAACCGAUUCACCGAAUUUCAACUUGAAGACACGAAACUAACACCUAUUGCUGGGUAUUGGGCCUAUCAACUUGUUUCUAUAGACGAAGCAUUAAGAUCUUUUAUGUCCGAAAUUAAUGAACUAAAACGUUCUGUUAAAGAAGCCAAAAAAUAUUGUACAUAUCCAUCGGAACAUAAACUUACGCGCGAUGAAUCAGCUGCUUUAUUUUUAUAUACAAUGGAAGCUGGCGAGCAUAGUUUUUAUCGUAUUUUAAAUCAAAUAUUAAGAAAUGAAGAUCGAAAUCAAGUAAAACCAUGGUUCAGUUAUCUGAAACUAUUCGACACAGCAUUACAUAAAUUGCCAAAAGUUAAAGGAAACGUUUGGCGAGCUGUGCCUGGCAAUGUUACCAGUAGUUAUAAAACAGAUCGAAUAUUGAAUUGGUGGUCUAUUAGCUCUUGUUCAACAUCAGUCGAUGUUGUCAAAGCUUUCCUGAAACCCGAUCAGGAAGCAACACUUUUCAUGAUUGAAGCUGCCGAUGGAAGAAAUCUGGCUGGUUAUACCAUGUAUCCCAACGAAAAAGAAGUUAUAUUAGGGGUCGGCACUCAAUUACGCGUGAAAAAUAUUGGAUUUAAACAUGGCAAUUUACAUGUAGUACAUCUAGAAGAAAUUAAAGAUGAUAAUACCGAUGAUGACGAUGAUCAGGAGGAAGUAGCAGCAGCAAUAUCUAAAAUACAUGUAACGCCAAACUCACCGAAAUUAAACAUGAAAACAACAUCGAGUAAGUCAGUGUAG